GCAGGAAAUAAACCAUACUCAAGCCACACACAGUCGGAGCCAGUCGCUUGGGAGUUGGAAGGUGAUCGAACCUGUGGCGUGCUUGCGCCUGCAACUGUUCAUCGAAUUUGCGGCUCCUUAAGUAGACCAGAGGACUGGUCAAUUGCAUCGACGAUGGGUCUUCACUUCGGGAACCUGUAUAAACUGCGAGGAAUCGUCACGUACCGAUUGUCACCGUACGAGCAGCGUGCGUUCGCCGGCUUGAUCAAGCAGGGCAUCCCAAACGUUAUUCGCAGAACGAAGGACCAGAUACUAUACGUUCUGCCGCCCUUUGUUGUGACUUACCUCAUCUAUGACUGGGGCGAGCGUGAGCACAAGAAGUCGAUGCGCAAGAACCCUGCUGACUUUGCCAACGACAAGUAAACACGAGCUGAAGCUUUGCACUUGAGCUAGAAUUAAUAAACGUAACAUGUUCUGGGUUAUUUAAA
This is a messenger RNA of Rhipicephalus sanguineus (brown dog tick), 467 nucleotides long. RefSeq names its product cytochrome b-c1 complex subunit 8 (gene UQCR-Q). Gene Ontology annotation, biological process: mitochondrial electron transport, ubiquinol to cytochrome c. Lineage: Eukaryota; Metazoa; Arthropoda; Arachnida; Ixodida; Ixodidae. The coding region runs from base 154 to 402 and encodes 82 amino acids. The transcript has 3 exons. The record is from RefSeq and is a predicted model, not a curated record.